Molecule: messenger RNA, 767 nt
Organism: Dicentrarchus labrax (European seabass)
Lineage: Eukaryota; Metazoa; Chordata; Actinopteri; Moronidae
Exons: 4
Coding region: 109-441 (110 amino acids)
Biological process (GO): immune response
Cellular component (GO): extracellular region
Molecular function (GO): chemokine activity
Source: RefSeq, a predicted model, not a curated record
CUUCUUGCAAGUUAGAGCAUCGCUGUUUACUUCACUGACAAAGCAUUGGAGCAGUGAGUGUCCAGAACAAGGCCUGCACAGAGGCACACUGCCACGCUGGGAGCAAGGAUGCCUUUCUCCGCUCGCUAUGAACUGACUCUCCUGUGUUUAACCAUGCCUCUUCUCCUCUUUGCUCAAGUGGAUACUCAGUGUAACAGGCCUCAUCAAAGGACAACAGGACACGUCAACCUCCCCUGUUGUCUUGAAACCCAAAACGGCACCAUUAAGGAAUCUGUCAACGCCUGCUACAUACAGAAUGAAAACACAUUUUCUAAUUGUAAAAUACAUGCUUACAUAUUUACCAAAGCGCAUAAAGCCUGGUGUGUGGAUCCAACAUCCUCGUGGCUCCCAGGCAGACUCCAGAGAUUACAGAGAAGAGGAAUAUUUUGCUGCACAUUGUGACGGACCUUCGACUAUCACAACAACGAUGAUGCACCUACGCAGAAAUCUUAACACCUUCCUUUUUUGUAAUUAUUUUAAUAAAAUUAAAAAUGUUCUGUCUUUGUAUACAUUUAGAUAUGUUAAUAAUGUCUUUGUAAGUAUCUUUAUUGUCUUCCAAACUAAUACGGUUUUGACCGUUGAUGUCUUGGUGCUGUUGGUCAAUGAUAUAAUGUAUGUACAUUUUAUACCAAUUCGUUUCCUUGGAAAUCUGUAAAACAUCUAGACGUAAAACUGUUUUUUUAUAUUUUAAAUGUUUUCACUGGUAAAUAAAGAGUUCUCCAUGAUGA